AUGGAGUUAGAAGACGUAGAAAUGUAUGGACAUGAUAAUUAUUCGUUCGACCACAAUGGAACGUUUAACGAGACCUACGAGAACUGUCCCAACGUCAACUUACCCGUGGUCUACGUUAUCACCCAGAUUCUAUACGCCCUGGUCUGUAUUAUCGGGCUGCUCGGCAACACCCUGGUCAUAUACGUCGUUCUACGGUAUUCGAAAAUGCAGACAGUGACUAAUAUGUACAUAGUGAACUUAGCUAUCGCAGACGAAUGUUUUCUCAUAGGAAUACCGUUUUUAAUUGUGACAAUGACCUUACGUUCGUGGCCGUUUGGAAGGUUUAUGUGCAAAGCUUACAUGAUAUCUACUGGUAUAAAUCAGUUUACAAGUAGUAUUUUCCUCUGCAUCAUGAGUGCUGACAGGUACAUAGCAGUAUGUCAUCCAAUAGCAGCGCCUCGACUUAGGACCCCCUUUGUGUCUCGCAUUGUGUCGGCAGCCGCGUGGACCGCCUCCGCUCUGGUGAUGACACCGAUCUUCAUGUAUACGACAUUGAUAGAAAACGAAAAUAGCCUAUCUUGUAACAUAGUAUGGCCGGAACGAGAGUUUAACAAAGGGCAAACUUCGUUCACAUUAUAUUCCUUUGCCCUAGGCUUCGCCGCGCCAUUAACCCUUAUUUUUGUCUUCUACUGUCUUGUAAUUAGAAAAUUAAAGACUGUUGGGCCAAAAAAUAAAUCAAAGGAGAAGAAACGCUCACACAGAAAAGUGACCAAAUUAGUGCUCACUGUGAUAGCUGUGUAUGUGCUAUGCUGGCUACCUUAUUGGGCUUUCCAAGUUGCACUGAUAUACUCCCCGCCAACUGAGUGCGCCAGUCGCAUCACUAUUACCGUUUUCCUCGUCGCAGCCUGCUUCAGCUACAGUAAUUCUGCAAUGAAUCCUAUUCUCUAUGCAUUUUUAUCAGACAAUUUUAAAAAGAGUUUCCUGAAGGCCUGCACAUGUGCUGCUGGAAAAGAUGUAAACGCAACAUUGCAUGUAGAAAACAGCGUGAUACCAAGAAAGAAGGGCGGUAGCGCGGCACGAUCGCAGUCACGAGCUCUGGCAGAAGUCCGAGGGUUGACGGGCCCAAGACGACAGGACGCUUGUGGGUCUAGAUCAGAAGCGUCCACAGCUCUGACAUCUCGUUCGGUGGCAGCCAGCGAGGCUCUCAAUUUGGAAUCCCGUCCAGGUCUCACGCCACUCAUAGCUCCAAAUGGCCUCUCCCACUCACGUCUC
Brenthis ino (lesser marbled fritillary) is the source of this 1251-nucleotide messenger RNA. The record is from the annotation of a GenBank genome assembly. Lineage: Eukaryota; Metazoa; Arthropoda; Insecta; Lepidoptera; Nymphalidae.